UUUAGUUGUGGCAGUAAAAGUGCUAGAAAAGUUUUAAGUAGAUCAGUGCGUUUUCAUUUCUGAAUGGCUGUUGCGGAUGAGUUGUAGAUCAGUGGCACAUGUUAAUAAUGUCAUCAAGAUGCACCUUGUUACGACAGUUGAAGAGUUGGCUAGCAAUAAACAGCACUCUCUAGGAACGUAUCUUCGUGUGUUAUUUGCUUUACACACAAACAAUGGCCUUAUUUACAUUGUGUUAUUUACAUUAAGCAACGGUAUCAGAUCGGAUUACAUGUUUUUUUCCUUUCGAUAUCCGAUCCAGUGAUUUGGGCCAUUAUCGGACCGAUACAGAGUAUCGGAUCAGUGCCAGCCCUAGUCUGUACUUAUUGUGACGUGAAAACAUUAACAAAACAAUUUGACCAUGAGUGUCUGCACUUUUGCAAUAGACUGUUUAUGUAAAUAAUAGCACAAGUCGGUUCUCAUUUCUUACCAAUGCUUAGUCUUUGAAUUGCCACCUGAAUCCUUCUACAACUGCUGAUUUAUCAUGUUGCUAAGCAACUGUGUGCUGUUAGUGUGGAAAAAUGGAGCAUUUGUGUUUAGGCUCAUCAUGAACCUCAUCUAUAGAUUGCAAAGACCAGAGACAUAUAUGGGAGAUUUAUUUCCAUGACAGUUCCAUGCUUAAAGUUUAAUGAUGUAUUUUCUAGUCUUUUUCUAGCAUUGUUGCUUAGUUACCCUGUUAUGUGCAGCUAAUGAUGUAGACUACACCCAAAUUAUUUUAACUAUAAAGACUUUCUAUACAUAAGUGCCACUAAAUACAGCUUUUGGGUUAUGAUUGAUUAUUUUGAUUCAGAUUGAUGUCUUAUGGCUUGAUUUGAGUCAUUAGUUGUCAGGGAAGAGCAUGGCAUGGCAUGCAUCACAAGUCCUGGAACUCGGACAAAGACACACUGUUGGGUUUGAGCUUUGGCAGCUUCUUAAUGGGCUGUUUGUGUCUUUCUAGCUGUCAUGGAAACCAAGGAGAAUGGCUCGAUGGAAACCAAAAGUACGGUGGAGAAUGGGCAACUUCCCGAUCCUGCUCACUGGGCUGUAGCCGACGUUGUCAAUUAUUUCAAAGCUACUGGAUUUGAAGAGCAGGCCACUGCUUUCCAGGAUCAGGAAAUUGAUGGCAAAUCUCUCUUGCUCAUGACUCGCAACGACGUUCUGACCGGACUCUCGAUAAAACUGGGCCCUGCACUCAAAAUCUACGAGUUCCACGUGAAGCCGCUUCAGACCCAGCACUUAAAAAGCAACGCCUCGUAGCACCGAGGACAUCCGGCAGCUUGGAAGACAAUCACGCCAUGGAACAGCAGGGUAAUCUAAUCUGAGACUAAAGAUAAGGCCGAGUCCUGGCAUGUAUUUGAUGCGUCCUUUCGGGCAAAAAAAAGGACUGUAAUGUGAAUUUCUCCUUCUCAGUUUGAUUUAGGUCUUGAUUUGUGUUUGAUGCAUUUGACUUGUGUUUUGACUGAAAUCCCAAGAUCCUUCGCAAACAUGUACAGAUGUCAGAAUGUUCAAUAUUGUUUGAGAUUUUUUAAGCUUUUACUGUAAGAAAUAAUGCGCGAGAGUGUCUGACACUAAGGUUGUGAACACUACUAUGGAAGGUAUUGUCUAGCUAAGACAUGAAUUACGUUUUCAAAGCUUUUAUGGAACAUGAAUUCAUUAUUGUGUUAUUGAGCUGUACAUUGUGCAAAAAUAUGUUGGAGGGUGCUAAUUUAUUUUGCUUUUGCUUUUUUUCUUGAACGACUGAAAAUGCAUACAACCUGAUGUCAAGUCUGGUUGUAAAAACUAACAAUAGUUCAGCUGUAUUUGUUUUUUAUUGAGGUUUUAUUCACAUAUACUCACUCACUUUUGAAAUGGUAGCUUUAGGCCGGUUUAAAAAUUAAAC
Trichomycterus rosablanca is the source of this 1894-nucleotide messenger RNA. It is a transcript of the gene samd13, whose product is annotated as sterile alpha motif domain containing 13. The transcript is spliced from 3 exons. Bases 979 to 1272 code for a protein of 97 amino acids. The record is from RefSeq and is a predicted model, not a curated record. Lineage: Eukaryota; Metazoa; Chordata; Actinopteri; Siluriformes; Trichomycteridae. Gene Ontology annotation, cellular component: nucleus. Gene Ontology annotation, biological process: negative regulation of DNA-templated transcription. Gene Ontology annotation, molecular function: chromatin binding; histone binding.